UGGCCGAUUCAGUUCAUGGAACUGCGCGCCAUUAACACGAAGAAGAAGAAUCGUCUAUUGGUGUAUUCUGCUGCUGCGAGACUUUGCCCAAAAAAGCUACAGUUGUUUGAAAUAAUGCUUGCGUUAAGAGAUUACGGUAGCAGUGAUGAGAAUAGUGAGCCGGAAAAUGAAAACGCUACCAGCGAAAACAAGGUUGAAAGUGCCGACACGAAUAACAGUUUAUUGUCCGAACCAGUCAUAAACAAAUCGACGACUCUACUUAACCUACAAAUUUGUUCCGCUCCAGAAGUCGUACCUAUUGGAACGGAAUUAUGUGUAAAACAUGUAGAUUCUACCACAAAAGAAGUUAUGCAUAAUCCAAAAUACGAGGAACUGUUCGCACCGGAAGUGGGACCAGAAAAUCCGUUUAAAACGCAACAGCAGCGAGCAGUGAAAAAUAUAUUAUCCGGCUAUGUGGAGCGUGCACACAUCAGCGAAUUCCAGUUUGAGAAUCAAAGAAGAACGUUUGCUAGUUAUGGAUACGCACUAGAUCCAACUGUGGACGGUAGCACGGAUGAAGGUAAAGUAAUGAUUGGCGCAAAAGAAGCCGCUGAAGAAUCUGGUGGCAAGACUGUCUUCGAGAAUGUUGCCUUGAGGCCUUCGGACAAAAGAAAGAGACACCGAAAUAACGAUCCAACGGAUAUAGAAGGCUUUCUAGGACCGUGGGGCGGAUACGUGGACGAAAAACGGGUUAUAAAGCCCAGCGAGGAAGAAGCUGCCGAACUGGAGGAAAUACUGGCGAAACGAAAUAAGCGGGGAAAGCAGACGGAAGAGAAACCGUUGGAGGAGAAGACAGUGUUACACAUCAAAGACAGCGUGGAUUAUCAAGGACGUUCGUUCUUACACGCGCCUCAGGACGUGGGUGUGAAUCUCCGAUCGGAAUCUCCACCCGAUCGUUGUUUCUUACCGAAGGCGCAAAUUCAUACGUGGGAGGGUCACACGAAAGGCAUUUCACAGAUUCGAUGGUUCCCCCAUACCGCUCAUUUAUUGUUAUCUUGCAGCAUGGAUUGCAGAGUGAAGUUGUGGGAAGUAUACAAGGACAGGAGAUGCGUCCGUACGUAUUAUGGACAUCGUCAAGCGGUACGCGACAUAAGUUUCGACAACGACGGCAAGCGAUUCCUAUCGGCAGCCUACGAUCGUUACGUAAAACUGUGGGAUACGGAAACGGGAGCUUGCAUUAGUCGCUUCACGAGCAGGAAAAUUCCGUACUGUGCCAAAUUCAAUCCCGACCCGGACAAACAGCAUCUCUUUGUGGCCGGCACCAGCGAUAAAAAAAUUAUCUGUUGGGAUAUACGUUCCGGGGAAAUAACGCAGGAAUACGAUAGACAUUUAGGCGCCGUAAACACUAUAACAUUCGUAGACGAAAAUCGUAGAUUUGUUACGACCUCCGACGAUAAGAGCCUGCGCGUUUGGGAAUGGGACAUUCCGGUGGACAUGAAAUAUAUAGCUGAUCCAUCUAUGCAUUCGAUGCCAGCGGUAACACCGUCGCGAAAUCAGAAAUGGCUCGCCUGUCAGAGUAUGGAUAACAAGAUAGUCAUAUUUUCUGCAUUGAACAGAUUCAAGAUGAAUCGGAAAAAGACUUUCACGGGUCACAUGGUCGCUGGAUAUGCGUGCGGUUUAGAUUUCUCCCCAGACAUGAGCUAUCUAGUAUCGGGCGACGCGGACGGUAAAUGCUACAUAUGGGAUUGGAAGACAACAAAAUUGUAUAAAAAGUGGAAGGCGCACGACGGAGUGUGCAUCGAUGUGCUCUGGCAUCCGCACGAGCCUUCCAGACUUGCCACAGCCGGAUGGGACGGCAAGAUCAAGUAUUGGGAUUAACGGACACGAACACGGCAUAGCUGUAUAUAUAUAUUGUAAAGAAGAAAAAGAAAGGAUGAAUGAUGCAUGGACGCGAGGCAGUGUGUAUAUAAGUAUUUUUAUAUGUUGUAGACUAAAUAUUUCAAAUUGACUAUUUUAAUCA
Molecule: messenger RNA, 1999 nt
Organism: Ooceraea biroi (clonal raider ant)
Lineage: Eukaryota; Metazoa; Arthropoda; Insecta; Hymenoptera; Formicidae
Product: pre-mRNA-processing factor 17
Biological process (GO): mRNA splicing, via spliceosome
Cellular component (GO): catalytic step 2 spliceosome
Molecular function (GO): mRNA binding; protein binding
Source: RefSeq, a predicted model, not a curated record